AUGGGCCGCAAGGAGGAUGCGGCGCGAAAAGCUAAGGCAAAGGCAAAGACUGCUGCAGGAAAAAAAGUCAAUGACCAACUGGACAAGGUGGAGAAGGAAGCCAUGCUUAAGGGAAACGUGAAGCGGGCAGCAGUCCUGGAGACUGCAGUGGUCACGGGGGUGCUGGCCUCGCAGCCUCAGGCAAUGGACGUGAAGAUCGAGCAGUUCUCCAUGGGUGUCUACGGGAAGGAGUUCAUCAAGGACACGAAGCUUGAGCUCAACUUUGGCCGCCGGUAUGGUCUCAUCGGAAUGAACGGAUCUGGCAAGUCAACAAUGCUUGCUGCCAUCGCUGCACGCGAGAUUCCGAUUCCGGAUCAUAUCGACAUCUGGUUCCUGGACAGCGAGGCCAAGCCAGAGGACACUACAGCCAUCCAGGCCGUGGUUAAUGUCGUCGCUGAUGAGCACAAGCGUUUGGAGGAGCUUUCCAUCAAACUCCUGGAGGAGGAUCCAGAAAAGAAUGCUGACUACCUCCAGGUCAUCGGAGACAAGUUAGACAAGAUGGACCCUUCAACCUUCGAGCCAAGGGCCUGCGAACUGCUCCACGGUCUGGGCUUCACCCCGCAGAUGAUGCAGAAGGCCACCAAGGACAUGUCUGGUGGGUGGCGCAUGCGCGUAGCCCUGGCACAAGCGCUGUUCGUUGAGCCGCUGCUGCUGAUCCUGGACGAGCCGACGAACCAUUUGGACUUGGGAGCUUGCGUCUGGCUGGAGGAGUAUUUGUCACGCUACCCCAACACGCUCCUCUUCACUUCGCACUCGGAGGACUUCAUGAACGGAGUCUGCACGAACAUCAUGCAGCUUACACAGAAAGGUACGCUCGUGGUUUGGGGUGGCAACUAUGAUCAGUACUUCAAGACUCGAACGGAAGUCGAGAAGAACCAAUUGACGAAGUACAAGAAGGAGCAGGAUGACAUCAAGCAUCUCCAGGAGUUCAUCCGCUCGUGCGGUACCUAUGCCAACCUUCGCGUGCAGGCCGAGUCAAAGCAAAAGAUCAUCGACAAGAUGGUGGAGGCUGGCCUGACCGAGAAGCCCAUGCCGGAUCCUACCUACGAGUUCAGCUUUCCGGACUCGGAGAAGAUCUCCCCACCCGUCAUGGCCUUUGCCGGCGUAUCCUUCUCCUAUUCGGGGAAGAAAGAGGACCACCUCUACGAGAAGCUGGAGCUCGGCGUGGACUUGGACUCACGCGUUGCCCUGGUCGGACCCAAUGGUGCAGGCAAGUCCACCUUGCUGAAGCUCAUGCUUCAGCAGAUCGAGCCCACGGAGGGUGAGGUGAAGCGCAGUGGCAAGCUGCGCAUCGGUCACUACAACCAGCACAGUGAGGCGGUCUUGGACCUCGAAGCCUCACCAUUGCAGUUCCUGAAGGACCUGUACCCGGAGGGCAUCGUCACCACAUCGGGCAAAAAGAAGAUGGAAGAUCCUGAGUGGCGAGGCAAGCUGGGCUCCUUCGGCAUCACUGGAGACUUCCAGACCCGCAAAAUGAAGACCAUGUCGGACGGGUACCGGACGCGUAUGGUGAUGCUGCUGAUGGCGCUGGUGAAUCCGCAUGUCCUCCUCCUCGAUGAGCCGACGAAUCACUUGGACAUGCAGUGCAUCGACGCUUUGGCAGGGGCCAUCAACAAGUUCUCUGGUGGUGUAGUUCUGGUGAGCCACGACUUCCGGCUGAUCUCGCAGGUGGCGAAAGAGAUCUGGGUAUGUGACAAGAAGACGGUGGCCAAGUGGGAGGGCGACAUCCAGUCGUACAAGAAGCACCUGAAGAAGGAGGUCAUGAAGAAGUUCAAGGCCUGA
This is a messenger RNA of Symbiodinium sp. CCMP2456, 1821 nucleotides long. The record is from the annotation of a GenBank genome assembly. Lineage: Eukaryota; Dinophyceae; Suessiales; Symbiodiniaceae.